UCAAAGCGCUUCACAGAAUAUACUGUAGAGUGGAGUGACUGUGGGCACAGCCCAUCAUCGCGCACCUACGAACGAUCCUGGUUCGAGUGACCGAAUUAAUAUUAUCAUUAUUGAUUUUUUUUUUAAACAGCACAUCAUGUGGAGAGAAGAGAGCGCCGGCAGAGAGGAAGUAAACAGCACUUAAUCUGGAAGAGAGUGAACUCGACUGAGUCAAUGUUACGGAGGGGUGAGAGUAUAGAAACUAGAGAGAAAUACGAAGAAGGAAUUAUCACAGCAACUUUCUGAAACUACGCAGCUGAAAGCAACGAGAGAGAGAAAUAUAACGGUUGCAAAUAGAGAAGUAAAAGUCCUGUAGCCGCUGCAGGCCAGUGGGGGAAACGUCCAGAGACAGAAUUGAACAACAAUCCGGAGGUAGAAGAUAUUAUCAGAUUUACAGACGGUAAUUCGGAAAUUGUGGAGGAGCCGAGACUGAGUCUACAGGAAAGAAAGUGAGGCAAAAAGAGUUGAAAAUCAAACGGGAAAAAGAAGUUUAACUCGAAGGAAUAAAGUAAUCAGUUAAUACAGAGACCGCCACAGAAAUGUGUCGGGAGUGAAAGAUGAAAUCAACAAAAUAGAGGAAGAGAGUGGUUGUAAUAUUGCACAGAUAAAACAAAAAGAGAAGAGAGAUACAGUACUAAAAGGAAAAAAGCCUGAAAUAAAGCUGGGACACAUAGACUUCAGGACAGAGAAGAUAGUUAUUGAGCGCCGGAGAGAAACUGCUACAACUCAGUAGAAAAUUAAUAGUCAGGGAAAGUAAAACAGAAAAAAGAAAACAUUUUAAUUGAAAAUAUUUGCUAAAGACAAUAAAGACUAAAGACAUUUCAACCAUGGGGAGGAAGAAGAAAUCAUUGCACGAUUAUGCAGCUGAAUUCUGUGACUUGUCUGUGAAGAGACACAUUGUGGAGCAGAAAGAAGGAGGCGAGAGAGAUUUAGUGGAGAUUCUUUACUGUAAAUCAUGUGAAAUCCCAAUGAGUGCUCGGAGGGACCGCAUUUUGGAGCACCUGGCAUCGGCUCGGCACUAUAGGAACAAGCGCUUGGAGAAACACACCUCAGCCAGACUUCACGCAACCUCACUGCUGAUGUCUCCUCCGCCUGUGGAUUUCAGUUCCGGCAUUUCAGGGCUCGAUCCGUCCGUUCUGCCGCAGUCAUCGUCCUUUAUAUUCCAAUCCAGUCCAUGUCCCACAAGUAACAGUGGCAGCAACAACAUUCCUUCUGCACUGAACCACCAUCGGAGUAUGGUGUCUUUCAGACCCAGUGGAGUCAACUCCAGUACAAAUACAGUGACAGUCCGGCAUGACCCAACUACCUCAAACUCACCCUCAGGUUCAUCUCCCCUGUUCAAUGGUCUUCAAGUUCUAGGACACUCCAACUCUACAAGACCCAGUGGCCAGAGACACAUCAUUCCAGAACUGUCCAAUAACGUUUCCAACGCAGUAGUGGGACGAUGUGCCAAUAGUAGUUUACCGCGGGGUGUUAUCGGACUCGCAGUGUUCAGGGCCAACACUGACAACAGAGCUUUGUUUAAGAGCAUCGAGGAGGAGAGUGGCUGCCAACUGCUGUACAUCAUAGAAGACUGCGUCCAGGAUUUGGAACGUGCCUUCAGCGCGGACGUUCUUGCCAACACCAGAGUGGUGCGAGGGCAGGACACUGACAUUGUGCUCAACGAUCAAUGGGUUUCAGGAAUUAUUAUCUGCUGUCCACCAGAGGAAAGUUCUGAAUUAGUACUCGAUGCUUUACGAGCAGGUAAAGGGGUAUUUUGUGAAAAGCUACUGAGUUUAGAUAAACAAAUAGCUGAGUCGUGCUUUGAUGAAGCUACAAGAUGUGGGAAACCUCUGGUCUGUGGAUUGUACAAGAGGUUUGAUCCAGCUGUGCAAUUCCUCUACAAGAAGCUCCGCGGUAAGGCUCUAGGGAGAAUUCACCGAAUCGCCACAGUCAGCCGCAGUUACCCACCUCCAUCUCUUAGCUUCAUUAAAAAGACAGGUGGGAUAUUCUAUGAUGGUGUCAUACACGAUCUCGAUACUGCCUGCUGGCUCCUAGGAGAAAAUACUCCGGACACAAUAUUUUCAUUAGGUCACGCCUUCUGUCAAGAAAUUGCAGCCCUCAAGGACGCUGACACAAUUACUGUCAGUAUGAAAUUUGCCAGUGGUGCUAUCGUCACACUCGAUGUCAGUCAGCAUUGCACAAGAAGCUGCGAUCAGAGAUUGGAGGUUCAUGGCUCGGAAGGGACUCUGAAAAUAGACAAUCAAAAUGUCCUGGGGAUAUCAGAGCAAGGCACAUCCAGGGCUUUGUGUUCCCACUUGCAUUACGAUCGAUACACAGAUGCCUACAGAGAGCUGUUGAGGCACUUCCUCAAGACUCUGAAAGGUUGCCGCUGCUGCAGAACAGUCCUGGAGAAAUGGGUCAGCAGUGGAUCUGAGGAACGAAGCCCUCGAUGGCAUGGUGAUUAAAACUGAAGUGCCCUGAUAAAGCACAUAUCCACAAGGCAAGGACCUUACGUGACCAUUUGAAACACAAAGCUGUUGGAUGGAGGGGAAACUAAGUGAAGAAUCCACUGGAAUCGUUCUGUACACAGACAAGGACUUGUGACUGGCACUUGCAAAGAGAGAAUUUUAUUAUGUAGUGAAUUGUAGAGUGGUAGCAUAUGUUACCAGCUUGGUAUGUUCAGAGUGUGCUCAUCUCAUGGUCUGGUUCUGUACUGUGGCAUUAUGAACAUGCUACCGUCAGAAGCUUUCAAGUUCGCAGUCAAUGGUACAAGAUAGAGUGAAGAAAGACUACACGGGGAGAAAGGAGGAGAUACAAGAAGAGGAAGCAUUUCUUUGCAACCCCUCCAAAAUCAGCAAGAACGUGUACCCCCAGAUUGUACCUCUGGCCAAUUCUUGUGUCGUUCACAAUUGAUCAGAAGCUUGAGUCUCAGAGGGCAGGAACGUCAAAGCAGUCAGACGAAUACUUCAUUGCAGAAAACAGCAAAAGAAAACUCUUAAAAAGUUUCUCUUUGUACCAACAGAGGGUGAUCUUGGGUUGAGCCAAACACUGCCUUCUGCCUUGCAGCAGUGGUGACUUUUUAUUCAAAUCAAUUAGAACAAUUCUUCCCGUGCAGUCCACCAGUGCCUUGAUAGCAAGGGAACAGCGCUGGUAUAAAUGUAAUCAGUGUGUCCGAUAUAUAUAUACCUAUAAAAUUUAUGUUGACCCAUUUGUUGUUAAGUAGAUGCAGUUACUAAGUUUUUGAAAUUGUUACACUCCUGUUGUGUGUAACCGUUCCUGUACAAUUUGAUCGAAUAUAUACGUACGCUCAUUACAAAGAGUAAUUUAUUUAGCAAUGAGUUUGUGUUCUAUACUUGCAAUAAUAGAAUGGCUUAAUAUGUUGCUAUUAGCUCGAUGCUAAUGGUAAAGAGAUUGACACAACAGUAGUAGUUGGGACAUGAGCUACAAAUUGUUGUACUCAAAGUUAAAGGAUUCUCUCAUAGAAAUGAAAGGGGAUUUGUUUUAUUUUUUAAAAAAUAACAUUUAUAAAAUAUAAGGGUGGGGGAGAGGGGAUCUGACUGAAUUUUUUCCCCCGUUGUUGUGGUGUUUUUACCUACAAUGCAUUUUAUUGCUUGGCGGGUGCCAAGACUAUUGGCUUUCAACAACAACGAAUUGCAUUUGUAUAGCGCCUUUGACGACACUGUUUGAACUGUUAAAGAUUUGUUCUGGGAAGAAUGCGAGCACCUCCUGCUAUUAGAGUAGGCCGGGUGCCAAAACCAAACGGGCUUUGUUGUUGCUUGCUGAUGUUGGAGUCAGUUUAACUGUGAGAAUCCACUGAGGGUAGAAAUCAGUAAGGUGGAGAUUCUUAUCUUUGACAGGAUACGUGCCUUUGGCGGGGGCUAAUCUGAAAAACAGGCCCAUUCCAAUUAAGUCACCCAAAGCAGCAACUCAUCGUGCACAACCAAAGUCAACAGACUGCAAUAAAUCCCAGAUCUUCUUAAGUGUUGUGUGGUUUAACAAAACUUGACUGGCUUCCAACCUUUUUUUUUAAGAAUUCGUUUGUGCAUCUUUUUCUGACGGUAUCCAAUUCCUUCAGUUUCUCUCCCCAUUGCCAGAAACCAAUGCAAUCUGCUGCCAAGCUGACCACUGAGGGGAGGGCGGGGGCAAAGAAGUGUUGCAGCUUGGGGCUAUUCCGUUUUUCACACAGGAGUCUGCAAUAACUCCCAAUUUUCGAAAGAAUUUGGAGGAAAAGAAAAAUUUCAUUUAAAUGGCACACUGUGGCCGACAUGAAAGAGUCUCCGAUAUAUACUGGACUCUGUCCAGUAUAUCUAUUGAAGUGAUUACUUACCUGAAAGUAAAACGCAGGGUGUGGCUCUUUGCCUCUAUGAUUUUUAUCAAUACCACUGUGCUAUGUGCUGCUCUGAAUUUUCCUCUCAUUACGACAAGUUCCAAACCAGCUAUUCACAUGCUCCUCCCUAAAUUCUGAUGGUACUGCAAGCGUGACUCCAUGCACUGUCUCCUACAACUCAUUCUUUUGGUUCUUAUUAUUGUGGAACUCCUCAUUAUUCUGUUGUCCCUUUUUGUUGGGGGCUAUUAAAACUGAUGCUUGGUGUCACUUAACCACUAUUUGAUUUCACUGAUUUUUCACACUUCGAGCUGUCCUGCACUAUGGGCUUUCGCCCUUAGAUUUUCAAUAAAAAGAUUAUUACAUUGUUGAAA
Messenger RNA from Callorhinchus milii (elephant shark), 4719 nucleotides. RefSeq names its product myo-inositol 2-dehydrogenase-like. Lineage: Eukaryota; Metazoa; Chordata; Chondrichthyes; Chimaeriformes; Callorhinchidae. The transcript has 9 exons. Gene Ontology annotation, molecular function: oxidoreductase activity; nucleotide binding. Bases 867 to 2486 code for a protein of 539 amino acids. Gene Ontology annotation, cellular component: cytoplasm. The record is from RefSeq and is a predicted model, not a curated record. Gene Ontology annotation, biological process: NADPH regeneration.